Molecule: messenger RNA, 1173 nt
Organism: Quercus lobata
Lineage: Eukaryota; Viridiplantae; Streptophyta; Magnoliopsida; Fagales; Fagaceae
Exons: 1
Coding region: 1-1173 (390 amino acids)
Biological process (GO): proteolysis
Molecular function (GO): aspartic-type endopeptidase activity; protein binding
Source: RefSeq, a predicted model, not a curated record
AUGGCGGUGUCCACUGGAAACCAGAGAAGGAAAACAAAGGGGAGGGAGUAUGAUACGCCCCCACCCUUACCAUGUACUGCUAAGGAGCUGGAUGCGUUACUUGACAAAUGGAUAGUAGACGGGAUCUUUAAAUCCAACCAGGUUUCUAGAGAGCCUAUGGAAGAAGAAAGGAGGGAUCCUCGCUUUUGCCACUUGCACAACUAUGUACAACAUCCCACCACAGAAUGCUGGGCGCUCCGCAGGCUGGUGCACCGUAGGAUCAAAGAAGGCACAUUAGAGCUGACCCAGCAGGAAGUCCAAAGAAACCCACUCCCAAACCACAAAGGAAAGGGUGUAGCAGUAGUGGUGAUAUGUGCAGACCCGGGAGAAGACGAGGAAGAAAACUUGGCCCCGCCUGCCGCGGCGAUUACCACUCUUCAGCAGAGUGCCAAGUUCAAAAAUCUAUUUGACCAGUUAGGACUCACAGCAAAAGAAAGAAAAAUAGCCACGGAGGCUUUGGUAAGCAUCGCCUCCGGGGCAGAGGUGGAAUGCCUGUCAACAGAAAUGCCAGAAGACGGGGCCCUCCUGCAGGAAUCAACAGAAAUCAAGUUUAGCAGUGAGGAUAUGGAAGUGGGGCACCCAGACCAUAGGAGGCCUCUCUAUUUAGCAGCAUCUAUAAAUCAAAUCCCCAUUAAAAGGGCCCUGGUGGAUACGGGUGCUUCCGUAAACCUCAUUCCGUUGAGCACCUUGCAAGCGGCAGGAAUUUCAAAGAAAAAGAUCCAAGGAUGCCCGAUGGAAGUAACGGGGUUCGGUGGAAGAGGUGAGUACACCGCAGGCCACAUUCAGUUAUGGUUGAAAGUAGGCCCUAUAGCCUCUUUAGCUUGCUUCCACGUGGUCAGAACGGAAGUAUCUUAUCAUGUGCUUUUGGGAAGACCCUGCUUACACAAACAUCGACUAGUCCCGUCCACCUACCACCAAUGUGUGAAGGGAAGAUUGAAUGGCAGGAUGGUACGCAUUGCGGCGAACCCCUCGCCGUUCGAGCAGGCAGAAGCCCACUUGGUGGAAACCAUGUUUUAUGACCAAUGGGCUCCAUCUGGAGAAAAUUCGGUUGCAAAGCCACGAGGCACCUUUGUGCCUAGGUGGGAGGAUGUUCAAGAUGACCCAGAACCUGAUUUAAGAGAGCUACUGGCGUGA